AUGUACGUGCCACAUAAGUCAUGGUACAGCUGGGUGCUUGAAUCGCUGGCAAAUGGAGUUUACGCGUUCGGUUUCCUUUUCAUGCUUCCUCAGUUGUUUGUGAAUUAUAAGCUGAAGAGUGUGGCUCAUCUACCGUGGAGAGCAUUCACUUAUAAGGCGUUCAAUACCUUCAUCGAUGAUGUCUUUGCCUUUAUCAUAGUAAUGCCGACUUCUCAUCGACUUGCCUGCUUUCGAGACGAUAUCGUGUUCCUGAUCUACCUUUACCAGCGUUAUCUUUAUCCUGUCGAUUAUUCACGGAUUAAUGAAUUUGGCCAAAAAGGCGACGAGCUUGCCAAAGAUGAAAAGAAGGCUGAUGAGCCCAUUGCUCAGGCAACCAAGUCCAUCGAUGCAGUACCCGCUGGCUCUUCACCAGAAACAGUCCGGCCAAGGAAAAAGCUGUCGAAGAAAAUUGACUAA
Messenger RNA from Cooperia oncophora, 456 nucleotides. The record is from the annotation of a GenBank genome assembly. NCBI's taxonomy places the organism in Eukaryota, Metazoa, Nematoda, Chromadorea, Rhabditida, Trichostrongylidae.